Messenger RNA from Rhinichthys klamathensis goyatoka, 511 nucleotides. It is a transcript of the gene triap1, whose product is annotated as TP53 regulated inhibitor of apoptosis 1. The transcript has 2 exons. Bases 129 to 353 code for a protein of 74 amino acids. The record is from RefSeq and is a predicted model, not a curated record. Lineage: Eukaryota; Metazoa; Chordata; Actinopteri; Cypriniformes; Leuciscidae.
CCGCGCGCCACGCGAGACCACGUGGUAUCGUUCGGCAAAGUCAAGAGAGAUUGCGGAAUAAACAGCGAGAUCUCCUCUGACAGACGACAUUGAACCCGUGAACCGUGUGGUCUCAUUGGGAUAAGAAGAUGAACAGUGUCGGCGAGGGCUGCACGGAGCUCAAGCGCGAGUAUGAUCAGUGUUUUAACCGCUGGUUUGCCGAGAAAUUCCUAAAAGGAGACCGCAGCGCAGAUCCAUGCAGCGAACUAUUCCACAAAUACCACACGUGUGUUCAGAAAGCCAUCAAGGAGAAGGACAUCCCUAUAGAAGGUGUGGAGUUCAUGGGCCCAAACAGAGAGAAACCAGACAGCUGAUGGCCUGAUGUUCACAUGAACGCGUUUUAUUCUUUGCUUUACAUGAACGAGGACAGAUUGUGUUGCAUCAGACACAAAGACUGCAUCGCUGACUCUGAUGGACACAUAUUUUUGAGACUGUACAUUGCUUGUUAAAUUAUUGAAUAGGGAUUAUUUGA